Molecule: messenger RNA, 458 nt
Organism: Drosophila simulans
Lineage: Eukaryota; Metazoa; Arthropoda; Insecta; Diptera; Drosophilidae
Product: cell wall integrity and stress response component 2
Exons: 1
Coding region: 30-416 (128 amino acids)
Source: RefSeq, a predicted model, not a curated record
CAUAUCAGUUCUCAAUUGAAGCAUCCAACAUGAAGUUGUCCCUUGUUCUCUUCGUCCUCUCGAUGGUUUUGUAUGUGGCUCAAGUCAGAGCUGCUGAUACCACCACAAGCACAGAAUCGAGCACCAGCACCACCACGGACAGCUCCACCACGGAAUCGACCACAGAGUCCACCACGUCGUCCCCUUCAUCUAGUUCCGGCACACACAAGAAAAUCGUGCGUCUUAGCAAUCUGAAGUACUCGAUCACCAGGAAAAUCAGAGUUGGAGCCACCACCAGUUCCUCGACCAGAUCCAAAAGCUCCCGCGCCAAGUCCCGCAAGGCCCGCCUAAAUGCGGCUAAGCGAUCCAAGAAGGCCGCCAACCGAAAACUCAACAAGAAGUCCAGGAACCGCAAUGUACGCGUGGUCCGCGGUUAAGGUAGCCCCAAUUAUAUUUUUAAUAAUAAAUGGUUGAAACUU